Messenger RNA from Sphenostylis stenocarpa, 1401 nucleotides. Lineage: Eukaryota; Viridiplantae; Streptophyta; Magnoliopsida; Fabales; Fabaceae. The record is from the annotation of a GenBank genome assembly.
AUGCCAGUCAUCGCUGCAAAACGCUCGUUGCGAUCUCACCCUUCCUCGCCUCCCCGUAAAUCGCCCCGCCGAUGCACCGCUGCAACUCCCAAUUCCUCCCCCAAUGUAAACAAAUUCGGCACCGAUGAAAACCAAGCUCAUCCGGCAGCUGUGAAACCGAAGUGGAAUCCCAAAGAUGGUGAGCAAAUGAAGGCGGCGAAGCUAGCAUUGCACUUGUCCACUGCGCCGGCUUCGGUUGUGUGCCGUGAGGAGGAGCAGAAUGUUGUUUUAGAAUUCUGCAAAGGGUGCGUUGAGCACAAAAAGGCCGGGAGUCUGUACAUAUGCGGGUGUCCCGGAACCGGAAAAUCGUUAUCUAUGGAGAAAGUGAAAGAGCAAUUACUCAAUUGGGCUAAGGAGGCAGGUCUCCCGCUGCCAGAUGUUUUAUCUGUAAACUGUACAACUCUAGCUAACACAUCGGAUAUCUUCACAAAGAUGCUUGGGUCAAACCAAACACAGGGUAAAAAGGUUUCAGCCACGCCCUUACAGCAACUUCAGAACAUGUAUUCUCAGAAAUCACCUAUCAAGAACAUGACAUUGAUUGUAGCUGACGAAUUAGAUUAUUUGAUAACCAAAGACAGAGCCGUGCUUCAUGAUCUUUUCAUGCUCACCACCUUCCCUUUUUCUAGAUGUAUAUUAAUAGGUGUAGCGAAUGCCAUUGACUUAGCUGAUCGAUUUCUUCCAAGGCUUACAUCAUUAAAUUGCAAGCCUGCUGUUGUAAAUUUCCAGGCUUACUCGAAAGAUCAGAUCCUCAAGAUUCUUGAAGAAAGGUUAAAUGAACUUCCUUACACCGUCUUUCAACAGCAAGCCCUGGAACUAUGUGCUAGAAAAGUUGCUGCAGCUUCUGGAGACAUGCGCAAUGCCCUUUCUAUAUGCAGGAGUGCAAUUGAGAUGCUUGAAGCAGAAGUUAGAGAAUCUGCCUGCAAUAUGAAUACUUCAUUGGAAGAGAUAUCAUUCUCUACGCAGAAUGUUCCUACAGCUCCUGAUCUUAUGAAAAAACGGGAAUUUGAUACUGUAAGGACUGAUCACAUGGCUCGAGCCUUGUCCAAGACUUAUAGAUCACCGGUGGUGGAUACAAUACAAUCUCUGCCACAUCAUCAGCAGAUUAUACUCUGCUCUUCUCUGGCUCAUUUUCGUGGAGCCAAGAAAGAUACAAUCCUCGGAGAGUUGUAUAAAUCGUAUGUGGGGACGUGCAGAUCAUCUUUAAUUCCUCCAACAGGAAUCUUAGAAUUUUCGAACAUGUGUAGAGUGCUAAAUGACCAGGGUCUUAUUAAACUUGGACAAUCUCGAGAGGAUAAAUUGAGAAGAGUGUCGCCUAAAGUAGAUGAGGGUGAUAUUACUUUUGCAUUGCAGGGAAUACGAUAA